AUGUGGAAGAAAAAAGAUGGACCAGAAAAAAAUACAUUUACAUCGCCAAAUGAUGGGUCAUAUAUAGAAAAUUACGUGACAUUUGUGUCUGAACGCUGGUCAUCACUGAAAUCGUGGUUUAACAACAAUUUCGAAAGACUGUUUAGUUUUAAAAUAAGCGAUGUGUCUAGUUUUGAAAAAUUCGUUCAGUUUCUAUAUCGUCCGACGGAUCCAGCCAGUCUAGGAGUGGCCAGAGCUCUAUUUGGCGUGUGCAUGGUGAUAGACGUUGUCGAAGAGAGAGGAUUCUCAGAUAUCGACAUAAAAUGGGGAGAUCCAUGGGACUGUCAUUUUCCAUUGAUUCACGGGAUGAUGCCACCAUCACUGUCGUGGAUGAUAAUGAUAUACACAGUGAUGUGGAUGGGUGCCUUCGGAAUAGCGCUCGGUCUGCGCUUCAGGAUCGCAUGUGCCUGCUUCGUGUUGCCUUAUUGGUAUAUCUUUCUGCUAGAAAAGACCUACUGGAACAAUCAUACCUAUCUCUACGGUGUCGUAGCCACUUUGUUCUGGGGAACAGAAGCGAACAAAUAUUUCGCAUUAGAUGCAAGCAAUGCAGAACGGGAUGGCAAAUCCGUGCCAUACUGGAAUUAUUUCAUUCUAAAGUUUCAAUUCUUUGCGCUUUACUUUUUGGCCGGCUUAAAGAAAUUCAGCAGAGAAUGGCUUGAAGGCUACGCUAUGAUAAAUCUGUCUAGACAUUGGGUGUUCCAUCCAUUUAAAAUAUUUCUAUCCACUGAGCAGAUUGACUUUCUAAUCGUCCAUUGGUUCGGCUUUAUUUUCGAUCUGUCCGUUGGAUUUUGGAUGCUGUUCGAGAAAACACGCAUACCGUCCAUGAUCUUCUGUACAACUUUUCAUUUAAUGAACUCAAGACUAUUUAAUAUAGGAAUGUUUCCGUAUGUGUGCCUGGCAACGAUGCCACUCUUUUGCCGUGUAGAUUGGCCACGUAAAUUAGAGCAGUAUUUUGGACUGAAACAAAUGAUUUUAUCGAUUAACGCAAAUUCAAUCGAUGCAAACAGCACAAAAGAGACUGACCAAGCAAAAGAAUCUGUGAAGCCCAACAAUUUAAAAUUGCCUUCAAAUGAAAUUUUUUAUAAUAAAACAGUGCAUGAAGAAAAAAUAAUGAACAAGGAAAAAGACAAAAAAUAUUUUGUUAAAUCAAAAUCUGAAAAAGAAACUGAUGAAAAAGAUAACGAUACACAAUCGAUUAAAAGUUCAAUUAAACUUAAUGAAAAACGAACGAUCAAUAUUUGUAAGAAAAAUUGGAUAGCUCAGCAAUCAUCGAAAACUACAAAAAAACAAAAGUUUGUAGCAUCACUGUUGCUGUGUCAUAUUUUACUGCAGUUUUUUUUGCCAUAUUCACAUUUUAUAUCAAAGGGCUAUAACAAUUGGGUACCUGGUCUAUAUGGUUAUUCCUGGGACAUGAUGGUUCAUAACUGGGACACUAUACACGUAGUAAUUAAAGUGCACGAUAACGUAAACAACGAAGUACGAUAUUUAGAUCCUGUCGCUUGGGUGCAAAAUGACCGAUGGAUGAAGCACGGGGACAUGGCGAUACAAUAUUCGCAAUGUUUAAAGAAUAAUCUGAUGCGUCGAAAAGAAGAAUUGAAGACCAAGCAUUAUUCUGAAGAUAUGGAAAAAUGGAUGAAAUUAUCUACGAAUUUCAGCAUUUACAUAGACGUGUGGUGUUCACUAAACGGCAGAUUUCAACAGAGAAUAUUUAAUCCAAACAUCGAUAUGUUGACAGUUGAUUGGCAUCCAUUUAAACCUGUUUCGUUUCUAAUGCCGUUACUCACGCAAUAUAAUUCAUAUAGACAUAAAAUGGAUGAAAUUCAACAGCAUGUAUACACUUGGUCAAAUUAUACGGAUGUAUUGUUCGUAGCCGAUUUUCCAGGAAUGUACUUGGAAAACUACAUAUCCACCGAUUUCACGAAUGUUUCUUUGACGGUGCUAGAAGGUGAGGUAACUUAUGGGGAAGAAGAAUUAAUGGAUAUAAUCACUGUGUCAAAGAAAAAAUCGAUCUCUGUCGGAACAGGGAAGUUUCAUCGAAUAAAAACUACAAGUUCUUAUUCGGCAUGUUACAUGUAUACUUACACAAAUCAGACGAAGCAAUUAGAUAACGAAAAAAAACCUCCUCCAGUAAUAGAAAACAUGCCACAAUUGUUAAAAGAAAUUAAUUAUAAAAUCAUUGCAUGGAUAAGAACGUUCGCCCAUAUAACAAAUGCCUUCUUAAACUUGAUGUACGAUGUUCCUUUGGUACGACGAGUACGUGUUAGCAAGUAA
Atta colombica is the source of this 2310-nucleotide messenger RNA. It is a transcript of the gene GC, whose product is annotated as vitamin K-dependent gamma-carboxylase. Bases 1 to 2310 code for a protein of 769 amino acids. Gene Ontology annotation, biological process: peptidyl-glutamic acid carboxylation. Gene Ontology annotation, molecular function: vitamin binding; gamma-glutamyl carboxylase activity. The record is from RefSeq and is a predicted model, not a curated record. NCBI's taxonomy places the organism in Eukaryota, Metazoa, Arthropoda, Insecta, Hymenoptera, Formicidae. The transcript is spliced from 10 exons.